Aspergillus steynii IBT 23096 is the source of this 1311-nucleotide messenger RNA. RefSeq lists its product as uncharacterized. The coding region runs from base 116 to 1156 and encodes 346 amino acids. Lineage: Eukaryota; Fungi; Ascomycota; Eurotiomycetes; Eurotiales; Aspergillaceae. The transcript has 4 exons. The record is from RefSeq and is a predicted model, not a curated record.
CUUGCACUACCACUUUCAUUCUUCUUAAACCCGGGCCUGCAACGGUUUCCGUCCUUUCAUUAACAUAACAAUUUCAAGUCUCUCAUUCAUAAUUAUACCCUCUUUCUCAUUCACAAUGUGGACUACCCUGCGCAACACCGCUCUCUUCACGGCGGUGGCCAUCCAGCCCUUGACGGGCGCUGUUCCUGUUGAGAACGGUCUCGUUCGUCGUGCUUACCAGCCCAAGACGGUCGAUGUGAAGAUGUCUGGAAGGUUCCGCUAUAGCCUGCUCCAGGAGGUCGAUAACCCCGACAACACCGAGUCUUCGUUCAAGCGGACUAUCGACACGUCCUACGAAAUUGUGCGAUCAAACUUCCUGGAGGAGACUAGCUCGCAGACCAAGACGGAGUCUGAAUCCGUCAGCUCCGGAAUCGAGCUUGGUGCCUCGUACGGCGUCGCCGAAGCCAAGGUCAGCGCGGGUAUGGAGACUUCCUCGCAGCUGGAAACCGCCUUUUCCAGCGUCAAGCAGAUCUCGACCCAGGAGACGAUCAGUGAGAAGAAGUCGACCGAACAGUCGUUCACCGUCGGCAAGGGCGACAGCUACAAGAUCUACGAGCGUAUCUUCGAUGGCCCCGGAAUUACCAUCCACACCGACGCUGUCACUGGUGGAUCCGAGCCGAAGGAGGACACUGAGGUUGAAUUCACCGUGACCCUCAAGCAGAACCGCUUCCUUUCUGAUAUCAAGGUCGAGACUGGCGACAGCGAGUUCAGCGAGCCCAACGAUGCUAUCAGAAUGGUCGACAACGGCAAGGCCGAUGUGAACAAGGGCUAUGGUGGAGACUAUGUCUGGCUUGUCCCCGUCUGGACUACCCAGGUCGAAGAUGCCGCUUCCAACGUGCAGGUUGUCAUCCAGGAGAGCGAGGAGGAGGGCCACGACGAUCUUGCUUCCGGUGCCGGUGGCGAUUACCGCUACUUGCUCCCCCAGCCUCAGGAGAACAACUCCAACAAGAUCACGGACGUUCAGCUGUACCGCUCUGAGGAUUCGCUGUCUUCUGACGCUCUUGGUGACAUGGGCUUCCAGGGCAUGUCCUCGGACAUCAACAAGGACCGCGACGGCGACUACCUCUACCUUCUGUGGAAGACCAUUGAUGUUGACGCCACCACCGUCCGUGUUUAAACGGUUGACAUGGAUGAUGAUGUUCAUUUCGGAUAUUUCGUUCUGGUUGGACUAUUAUUCUAUGGAUUUAGACAUUACGUGAUUUUUUUCUUUGACGACCGAUAAUCAGCUUUUCAGCUCGUCUUUUUGAAUAUAAUAUUUUUGUAUAUGAUGAU